Molecule: messenger RNA, 3600 nt
Organism: Xiphias gladius (swordfish)
Lineage: Eukaryota; Metazoa; Chordata; Actinopteri; Istiophoriformes; Xiphiidae
Exons: 2
Coding region: 187-1815 (542 amino acids)
Biological process (GO): regulation of DNA-templated transcription
Molecular function (GO): DNA-binding transcription factor activity, RNA polymerase II-specific; RNA polymerase II cis-regulatory region sequence-specific DNA binding
Source: RefSeq, a predicted model, not a curated record
GUACGCCCCCCACCCCCCACCCCUCGAAACUUCGGUUUCACUUCUGCAGCCAUGUCGGUGUGGAUUGCGGUAGCCAAACCCAAUAUUAGUGCGACAAACCGUUUGGAUUUAAUCAGUUGGCAAUGUACCGGUCGCGGCGCAUUGGUUUGAGAGCCGAGCAGUAGAGAAGCUUGGUGAAAGAGGAGGAUGGAUGGAGUCAGCUGGAGCACCACAAGGGCCCCGGAGUCGUUCAGCCGCUCCAGGACGGCAGCGGACACUCUGUCCAGGCUCGCCAGCUUCAUCGCACGGGCUGAGACCAAACAGCACACACGAAACCAGAGGCAGCGACCUUCCCACCUCCCCACAUAUGUUUGUCCAGAAUGUGGUAAGGGCUUCCCUUAUGCAACAGAUCUGUUGCACCAUCAAGAACUAAAACACACAUUGCCCAAACCCCACCGCUGUCCCUCUUGUGGGCAGGAAUUCUCCUUGAGAUCAUCCUUACAGCUACAUAAGUGCAAUCGUGAUUCCUCCCCAUGUGAACUUUGUCUUGGAGAGUCCGGGCUUGGCUCCCCGUGCCCUGUGUGUACGACUCGCACCUCAGAUCCUAGCAGGCCGCAGGACAAUUCGCUUCACCGCCAGCCUCACCUCCUGGACAGUAGCCCUUACGCUUGUGCCCCGUGUGGGAGAGGCUUCAGCCAGAAGCAAGCUCUGCUGCAUCAUCAGCAGGCUGGUUGUAGUGAACCACCAUCCCCAUCAGAUAUAGUUGAUGCCAGCGGCCUUCCAGAUGAUUCACCUCCAGUUUCUGAGGGAGACUCGACCCGUUCCGAUUCUUCAGACACCCCAGGGCCCAGCAGCAGAGCUGUCAGUGUGUGCCAAUUCUGUUCGAGAACCUUCCGCACAGAAGCGGGACUGCAACGCCAUAAACAAACCAACCAUGCCGAGGAGCCGCUGAUAGCUCCGCAGGGACAAAAGACCAAAGAAGAAUGUACUGGUGGAGAAACAAGGAAAGGAGGGAAUACCAAUGUGAAUCCAGAUCCAAAUAUAAGGCCAAAAUCCAAAAAGAAGCUUCUGAACUGUCGCUCUUGCGACAUGGUUUUCAGGAGCACCUCUAAGCUCUAUGUGCACAGAAAAGAGAAGCACAGUAGAGAGAAAAAUAUUAGGAGAGAACCAAGGCCAGUCAUCAACAUGCGCAGGAGAGGAGACACAUAUCCAUGUCAAGUCUGCGGCAAAGUCUUCUUCCAUCAUUUAUCACUUAGGGCCCAUUACAGACAGCACACAGCCUCAAGCUUCACCACAAUCAAAAACAAAAGCCAGUCCAUAGGAUGUGCCACCAAAGACUACAAGUUAUCAGAAAAUAGAGCACAUAAAGCAAAAACUAGCCUGGCAGACAAUAAGACUGUUAGGGCUGGUCCAGGGAGGCCCAGGAAAGUAGCCAGAAUAGAGACCAAGGUGAGUGAUCAGGGGAGAUGCAAGGAAGUGCCUGAAGUGGAGGAGGAGGAGGAGGAAGAGGAGGAGGAGGAGGAGGAGGAAGAGGAGGAGAGAGAGUUCCCAUGCCCCUCCUGUGCAGAGGUUUUCCCUCUGCAGUCCCAGCUGAGGGAGCAUGUGGAGCUCCACCAGUCCUCCAUGAAGAGGAGACAGUGCAGUGUGUGCACAAAUGAGAUGGACACAUGUAAAUGGCCGGGUUCAAAGAGGCAGAGGCUGUACCACUGUGUGCCCUGUCAGCAGGGUUUCUCAGCGCUUGGCUCUUUCUUAGAACACUGUCAGGAGCACCUGCGAGUCAGGGUGGAGGAGGACAGCAUCUCAGAGGGCUACACGCAGCAGGCCAGCAAAGCCUGAGAUUCAGUUUGAAUGUCAACAACGAUUGCCUUUUUGCCUUGAUGGGUUAGAGAGCAGAGAGUGAUGAGGUCUCUGUGAAAUUCUCAUUUAUUAGCCGGUUCAUUCAUUGAACAUUGAGAACAUUUUGUUUUUAUAUCUACGCUGUUGGCUUAAUUGGUUUAAUGUUUUAAUUUACCCAUACCAAUAUAUCAAGGGUUCAAGAAAAUGGAAUGUUAAAGGACCAUACCAGAGUUUUUGCAUGUUUUAUUUUGCCCUUUUAGUAUAAAUCAUAUAUAAAUUACUGCCAGGCAUUUUCUAAAGCAUACCAUAGUUCUUUAUCAGAUUUUCAGAGGUAUUAUACAUUCUAGACAGCCACUUUAUUCUUUUUCCCUACAGUAUGUAAAUCAUUUUGUGACCAUUUUUUUUAAGUUAAUGUUUAAUGUUAUCACUGCAUGUUAAUAUAUUCGAAAACUGAAGAUUUUAGUGUGUUAAUAUGUGGGUUAUGGGAAAGUCCACCAUCUCAGAUUUGCGACACUUACAGACCAGGGUUGCAUUCCCAAGUUAUGCUGUCGUGAAAUCGAACAAGACAGAAAGCUAAUGUGAUCAUCUGUAUGUUGUUUGGCAGCCAUCUCUAAGAAAAAUUGAAGUAUCACACAAGCACUAGUGUGCACAAAUAAUUAACACUUUUAAACUUUAACUAAUCAUAAUGCCAACAUGUUCACUGGGAUGGAUCUAGGCAGUCUGCAAGUUAUCAUUCUUUAGUGAAAUACACUGAAACCUGUGGCAGCUUUAAAAGUAAAAGUUAAAAAAAAAAAAACUUGCAAAAACACCAGUAUGCUUCUUUAAUAGAGUCUGGCAUAUCCAUUCAUAUUCUACUAUCACUGACAAGCCGAUAUUUCAAACAGACCAGGACCUCGUUUCCCAAAAACUUCUCUUAGCUAAGAUGAUCUUAGCCCAUAGACUUACCGUGGGACUAAGAACAUUUGGGCCUUAAGGUGCUUUUUUGGAAACAAGGCCAUCUGCACAAUCAUGGUACGUUCCAGCCAAAGCACUGCCAGAUAUCUUGUUUGCUAGAGUUUAUUUUUACAUCAGAUAACUGGAGUGCUCUGGCUAAGUAAGCUCGUAUACUGUAUGUCUUUUGCUGUAUUUUACUCAUUUGUCUUACACUUUUGGCCAAUUAGUCACAGAUUGGUUGGAACUCUGGUGGGUCACUGGCUGUAUUGUCACUGUUGUUCAUUAGACCUGGAUAUUGGCACUUGCAUUGUAUCUGUAGCACUGCUUAGAGUACUAGAUGGAAGUUUAGUGCUCUGGUCAAGUCUGCAAAGUAUUUGCAAGUGCUUCACCAAGGUUGGAACAAUAUCACAGACGGAGAAAUAUGAAAAUGUAUUGAGCAUUUUUAUGUGCUGUUUUGAGAUACCAACAUGUGGUAGUUGUUAUUGCCGUAAUCUAUAGAAUGAACAAAAUGGCUGUCGUGGAUAAUUCUACCUAAUACAAUGCCUUUCAUAAUGGCCUGUCUUUUUAGCUGUCUUAAACUCGGGUGAAAUUACCUAGCUAUGCAAAUAGAUAGACUGAUGGCAGCCCUCUGGUAUGUCUAUGAUGCGUGAUAAGUGCACUUUGGUGAAAGAUCAAGGGUCAUCAGAGUUUUUGUGUUUUUUCUGAAGGAUUUUCAGCUAAUGUUUUCAAAGUGCUACUGUGAAAAUAUAGAAAAUGACCUGAUAGGUUUUGAAUCUUACACUUUUUCAAGAUCUUUUGUAAAUUAGUUUAUGGCUCUUUAUAGAUAACAUAAUUAAAACAGUUUUCAAUGUA